Messenger RNA from Sebastes umbrosus (honeycomb rockfish), 1638 nucleotides. RefSeq names its product cyclin-dependent kinase 21 (gene cdk21). NCBI's taxonomy places the organism in Eukaryota, Metazoa, Chordata, Actinopteri, Perciformes, Sebastidae. The transcript has 8 exons. Gene Ontology annotation, cellular component: nucleus; cytoplasm; cyclin-dependent protein kinase holoenzyme complex. The coding region runs from base 172 to 1086 and encodes 304 amino acids. The record is from RefSeq and is a predicted model, not a curated record. Gene Ontology annotation, biological process: regulation of G2/M transition of mitotic cell cycle; regulation of gene expression; protein phosphorylation. Gene Ontology annotation, molecular function: ATP binding; cyclin binding; cyclin-dependent protein serine/threonine kinase activity.
GCAACACGUGGACAGAGAGCAACAUGUAGAUUUAGAGCUUUCUGAUUAGUUGAAGGAUAAAAAGGGGUGUGAUUUUCUUAUAAUUUUGCAGAUAUGCAGCGACAUUCUUCUGCAGGCGGCAUGGAGGGGGAAGUGUGCUCAGCAGUGUGAGAAAGUUAAUUUAAGCUGUAAAUGUGGGAGGCCAUGGACGUGUGCGCUAAGCCGCUGAGCUACGAGCUGCUGGCGGCAGUAGGAGAGGGCUCCUACGGUAAGGUGUUCAAGGCCAGAGAGGUGGAGGGCAGACAGCGACUCCUGGCGGUCAAGAAGUUCAACAUCCGCGGCGACGCGUCAGAGACCGGCAUCCCUCCCUUCAUGAUCCGAGAGGUGGCGCUGCUGAGGAAGAUGAAGUACUUCAACCAUCCCAACAUAGUCCAGCUGUUGGAUGCGUCUGCUGUACCAGUGGGCAGGAGCUUGGAUCUCACUCUGGUGCUGGAAUACAUUGACCAGGACCUGUCCACCUACCUCUCCAAGGCUCCUGCUGCUGGACUGAGCCGUGACUGUAUUAAGGAUGUGAUGCAGCAGCUGCUGCAGGGACUGGACUUUCUACACUCAAACAUGGUGCUGCACCGUGACCUGAAACCGGAGAACAUCCUGGUCAGCAGCCGAGGAGAGGUCAAGAUCGCUGAUUUUGGACUGGCACGCAUCUACACCUUCAAUAUCGCUCUCACUCCAGGUGUGGUGACGCUGUGGUACAGAGCUCCCGAGGUGCUGCUGAACUCUGUUUACAUGUCCUCAGUGGACAUGUGGAGCGCUGGCUGCAUCUUUGCUGAGCUCUUCCUCUUGAGACCACUGUUUCAGGGAUACACAGAGGUACAGCAGCUGCAAAAAAUCUUUGAGGUGAUUGGUUUGCCCAGCGAGGAGGACUGGCCCACCGACAGCCCCAUCUCAUACUCAGUCAGCUGGGGACCAACAGGCUCCUGCACCAAGCUGCUGCACAACCUGGACCCAGACGACGACGACCUACUAUCUCAAUGUUUGGCAUUCAGACAGAGCAGUCGCAUCUCAGCUGCCAAAGCCCUGGUUCAUCCUUUCUUCAUGAAGCACUGAAGCUUUGGAAGAAGAAAAACAUCAGCUCCCUCUACUUCUCUACUGUCACUUAUUACUAACUAGUCUUUGACAGCUUUAAACAUGAGUUCACCAGCAUCAUGAGAAACUGAGGUCAGGAAUGAGGAAACAACUUAACACCUUUUGAACGUCAGUGUAUAGAAAACACAAUAUGCCUGACAAAAACGGAGACAUUUUUGAAGGAGUUUUAUUUACUUAUAAUUUGACCAGCCAUCAUAUGAAUGGAGUAGAAGUAUGUUCCUUGAUAAAAGGUUUUUUGAUUUGAUAGCACGCUAUGUAUUUCCACAAAACGUAGUGCGACUUUUUUGUUGAGUGUUAUUAUUAAGAAUAGAGAAUAUUAUGAGCACCUUUAAGUUGAUGAGCUGGUUCAUGUUGUUUCACCAAAGCUUUUUUGUUCUAGACUUGUAGAUGAAGUCUUUUAUUUUUGUUAUUGUAUUUAUGUUUGUAUUGACAGAUUGUACCAGAUAUUUUUUCUAUAUGAGUUGCACUGUUCAUUUAAGAAGCAUUUCCAUAAAUGACUCUCAUUUCCAUAAA